AUGCUCACCUUUUCUUCAUCGUCUGAUCGUGCAUUCAGGUAUGCAGCGCGUUAUGUCGAGGCCGCGGUUCUUAUUUGCAGGCUUCUCAAUGUGCUGCCACAAGUUCAGGCCACAGAUCUCCUGGUUCUUAUUUGUACUAGGCUCCUCAAUGCGCUGCCAAGUUCAGGUGCGCUGGAGAAGCCCGUGAGCGCUCCGUUCAUGGUGCCAAUAGCACCAGGUACCAAUGUGGGUUACAGGUGCGCUGGAGAAGCUCACGAGCACUCCGUUCAUGAUUGUAGCACCGGGUACCAACGUGCUCCGUUCAUGGUUACAGGCGCGCUGGAGAAGCUCAUGAGUGCUCCGUUCAUGAUUAUAGCACCAGGUACCGACGUGCUCCGUUCAUGGUAUGUGCCGUCUCCAUCUGACCCUCGAGACUCACCAAAUCCCAGCACCAGGUACCGACGUGCUCCGUUCAUGGUUACAGGCGCGCUGGAGAAGCUCAUGAGCACUCCGUUCAUGGGUUGGAGACAAGACAACUAG
This is a messenger RNA of Suillus plorans, 519 nucleotides long. RefSeq lists its product as uncharacterized. The record is from RefSeq and is a predicted model, not a curated record. The transcript has 5 exons. Bases 1 to 519 code for a protein of 172 amino acids. NCBI's taxonomy places the organism in Eukaryota, Fungi, Basidiomycota, Agaricomycetes, Boletales, Suillaceae.